AUGGCUCGCUCGCGUGUGCCCUCGCUCUACGGCGUCUUCCAGUUCUGCUGCCGCCUGCUGCUCAUCGUCGUCGAGGUCUGCGCCCUCGCCUCGCUCAUCACCCUCUCGCGCUAUGGCGAUUCUUUUCCCAUUGGCUACGUAGCCGUCAUCUUCGGCAUCCUCUUCUCCAUGGUCGAGCUCGUCACCCUCGCCAACGCAACCCACCAGAUCCCCCGCCUGCGCACCGCCUUCCUCGCCCUCUUCGACCUCCUCCUCUGCGUCCUCGGCAUGGUCUCCUUCUUCUACGUCAUGAUCCGCCGCGGCUGGCGGCCCCAGCAGGGCCGCGCCUACUCGCGUGACGACCCCUACCGCGACGACAAGGCCACCUGGGCCCCCUGGUACACCUGGCUGCAGCUCGCCGCCGCCAUUCUGCACUUUCUCUACAUGCUCAUGCACUGCGUCAGCGCCUGCCGCGAGGGCCGCCGCGACCCCGACGCCCGCCGCCGCCGGAGGGGCCCCGUGGCCCGCUGGCCGGGCGCGUGA
Molecule: messenger RNA, 522 nt
Organism: Verticillium alfalfae VaMs.102
Lineage: Eukaryota; Fungi; Ascomycota; Sordariomycetes; Glomerellales; Plectosphaerellaceae
Exons: 2
Coding region: 1-522 (173 amino acids)
Source: RefSeq, a predicted model, not a curated record